AGGGGCUGGGAAAGGAAAGUCUUCCCUUUCUGAUGUGCUUCCUCUGUCAGAUUCGGACGACCACGUGUGUCCUCCUAUUUCUAUUCACAAGUCUUGGAGUAUGCUCAGGAGGAUUUGGGAAUCCUGUCACAGAUGACGUGAGCAGGCUGAUGUUAUUGAAACACAAUAUUCCAAAGGAUUAUAACAUUUCUAUACAUUAUAUUCCCAAAGAGAGGAGUGGUGUGUGCUGGGUUCUACUGAAUAUCUAUCCACUGGAACAAAGCCUCAGGGAACUGGCCCGGGUGUUUGGUGCCAUUUCUUCCAACAAAGAUAAUAUUAUGAUCUUCAUCACCAUGCUGCAAAAUCUACGCUUCAAAUUUGAUCAUGAGGAGCUGGAGGCAACAAUGCAAGUCUUUAAAUGCCACUAUAGGGCGGUCAAAUGGCCGUCUGGGCAGUAUUUCGACUAUAUCAGAGACAUUUUGAAUUCUGCAGCUCAGGGAGAAGGAGGAUUCCGCUGUGUGCCUCCACCCUGCCCUGCCCCUACUACACCAGGAAGUGAAGCACAGGAUCAUGAACAGACUCGGUCAAGGGGGAGUCUGCUGUCCCUGCUUCCGAUCCCAGUCACAGCCUGCGUGUUCCUCAUUGUGUGGGCGAUUAAAUCUAGAAGAGGAGGCUCCCCAGAGAGUAACCUUGAGAGAGGCCAUAGAAGGCUGUCCACUGAUGUGGAACGGACCAUAACCAUCCCUAUUCCACCAGUCACCAGUCCAACUGACACACCAAUAAUGGGGGAAGCCUGAUCACCACUGAGGGAGCAGAAGAAGCCAACAUCAAGCACUGCAUAGAGAUCAGAAAGCUCCCCGUCUGGACUGGUGUCACUCUGAACAGGUGUCACUCUGGACUGGUGUCACUCUGGACUGGUAUCACUCUGGCCUGGUGUCACUCUGGCCUGGUGUCACUCUGGACUGGUGUCACUCUGGACUGGUAUCUCUGAUUCUUCUUGGGUGAUAUCCCUGAGAGAACAGAGCUGAAAUCUCUUAUUUGGUAUCUUUGACAUAUCGGAGCUGAUAUCUCUAUAAUAUAUGGGCUGAUAUAGGGUCUCACUUAAACAAGGGACAACGGCAAUAAGACAUUAAUCAACCGCUUACUAGAACUAAAUAAUUUGGACUGUCAUAUAUUUUGACACAACACCAUGUAUCGCAGGUUCCUACCUUGUCUAUGUCUGUCUAAUCAGAGAUUUUGACAUUACACAACAUCAGAGACAUUCUCUACUGAGACUGGACUUUGUUGUUGCCUAAAUAUCUAUUGCUGCUGUGUGGCCACAGAGUGUGUGCUGACACUUUUUUGUCUCACCCCUCUUUGAGUCACAUCAUCAGUGUGUGUGACCACAGUAUGACAGUUUAACUGCCCGCUGUGUGUGUGUGUGUGUGUGUGUGUGUGUGUGUGUGUGUGAGUAAGCUACCCUGCUCUGGAUGAUCUCAGUGAGGGCCAUAAGAGGGGCUUGUUCUCGUCACAAAAGAAAAAAGCCGUAGGCUGAAGGAAAUACCAGUUCCAUGCUAACCGACAGAGACAGAUCCUUAUGAAUCAAAAAACGUUUGAUCCUCAAUCCCCAGACAGCAGGAAACCAUGUUUCUCUGCCAUCUCCUCUCAUGUUGCACUAUCACACGCAUUAUGAAGCCUUACCACUGGGCACAGACGUCAAUUCAACGUCUUUUCCAAGUUGGUUCAACUUAAUUUUAUUGAAACGAUGUGGAAACAACGUUGAUUCUAUCAGUGUGUGCCCAGUGGGAUAGGACUGACUGAUUUCAAGCAUAAGUUAUGGCUGCUUUUUAACUCCCCUCUAGUGGUCAGAUACAAUAACUAUACUUGGUUCCCUCAGCACCUACAGUAGGUCCCAGCUGUAGCAAGACAGUCACUGUGCAGUCUGACUGAGGGAUCUUUUUGUACAGAUCUGUAUCACUGUGGAACACCUAGACACUUUAUGUAGAUAGUGUAGUGUAGUGUAGUGUAGUGUAGU
Oncorhynchus mykiss (rainbow trout) is the source of this 1993-nucleotide messenger RNA. RefSeq lists its product as uncharacterized. The record is from RefSeq and is a predicted model, not a curated record. NCBI's taxonomy places the organism in Eukaryota, Metazoa, Chordata, Actinopteri, Salmoniformes, Salmonidae. Gene Ontology annotation, biological process: cell adhesion; positive regulation of cell population proliferation. Gene Ontology annotation, cellular component: plasma membrane. Gene Ontology annotation, molecular function: stem cell factor receptor binding; cytokine activity.